Messenger RNA from Caenorhabditis bovis, 795 nucleotides. The record is from the annotation of a GenBank genome assembly. NCBI's taxonomy places the organism in Eukaryota, Metazoa, Nematoda, Chromadorea, Rhabditida, Rhabditidae.
AUGGGUCGCAAUCCUGUGGCGACAGUACCAUGCGAAGUGUGCGGAGACAAGUCCUACGGAAGACACUACGGAAUAUGGGCAUGCGAUGGAUGCAGCUGUUUCUUCAAACGAAGUGUUCGCAACAAUAUGCGAUAUUCUUGCAUAGCUGGCACUGGCGAUUGUAUUGUUAACAAAACCCGUCGAAAUUGGUGUCCGGCGUGCCGUCUUGCAAAAUGCACUCAACUCAAUAUGAAUCGAGAUGCCGUACAAUCGGAAAGAGGACCUAGAAGAAUCCGAAACGCGACAAAAAGAAGGCGACAGCGAUUUGAUAGCUCGGAAAUGGCAGAGAGUGAAAAAGAGGAUGGAAGAACAUAUGAUUCCCUAUUUUCCGCAGCUCUAAUUAUCGCUUCAAAAUCACAAUUAUUGUGUUUUAUGACAGAUUCUCAAAAACGCGAAUUAUUCGAGCGUCAUUCGUCUAGUAUCUUCGCAUAUUUUCUUGCAAUCAAUCCUGAUAAAUCAGUCCGAAAAUUAGUUCCUGGACUUGAUGCUUUAGAUGGUUUACAAUUGGAUUCUGAGGAAAUUCGAAUCGGCCUGAAUCUUCUUAUUACAAAUUUAGGUUUCUCCCAUCUGAAUUUUGCGAUUCCCCUUCAACCAUUCUACCAAAUGUGGUUGUUCCGUCAUUCGCUUCUCAACACUUCGACAGAAUCCGCGAAUCGGCUUAUAAUUCUAAUCAAUCAAAUAAUCCGCACCCGCUAUGGAAAUAUCGCCAAACUUCUUUCAAAACCGUUCGGCGAUCUCAUCAAGCAAUUCAUUUAA